AUGGCAUCUAUUCGCCAUUAUGGAAGGCGAGGAUUUGCAGCAUUCAUUGGCAUUUACCUGGUUAUUUGCAGUGGUUUAGUUAGUGGCGCCCACCCUGAAGGUGGUAAUUCCGGUAGCGGAUCAGUCCCGGAUGGAGGUAAUGGGGAUAUGAGGAGUAUGCUUAGCGAUAGCUCUACACUUGCUGUUCUUGGUACAUUCCUAAAGUAUGCAACGCACUUGGAUCUUAUUCUACAUGGCCCCGUAUUCAAUGAAGGCAAUAUAAUCCAAGCAGCUAAAGACCUUUAUCCAUCAAUGCGUAUGUUUCCCGCUAAGAUUGAAGCCUUCUACCAUGUCUUGCCUGAGGUGUUUGACGCCAUCAAUAGAGCAAUGGAAAUACACAAACGCUACAACGAUAUACGCGUUUCACUAGGCAAAAUAGAUCCCAAGUCGCGUGAAGCAGUCGAAUUAGUGGAUGAGCAACACAGACUUGAAUCGGAAUUCGAGGAGUACGCUCCACUUGUUGAGGCUGGACACACGUGGAGGGUUGAUGCAGUGGCGCCUGUUGUUCUGCGCCUAUUUCAGGAUCUUGAGCGAACGUUAAACUCUCCUAGUGCCUCACAGAAUCCUGCUGUGAGAGCUAACGGGGAAGCACCCAUAGAAAACCCCGUCGCAAAUACGCCUUCACCAGGAACAACCACGCCACAGGAACCUACAACUACAUCAGAGACAACAAAACCCAGUGGAACCACACCCUUAACAGAACCAACGAAGAUUUAUUCUGCACCCAAAUCCAUAGCCUCGAUGAAUAUAACCGAUCGAACUGAACCCCGGCCAGAGCCAACCAAGCCGCAGGUCACGGCUGCAGGGAAGGGCACAGAUGAAUUAGGGAUACCACAAGGUAAAAGCGAAAUUGUCAACAAUGUUCGUGACACAAAGGAUGCUAAGAAUUCAUCUGGGCACAUGACGUCGGGAGUUAGGAUUAUUCAAACAAUGGCUGCACUGGGCAUUAUCGCGGUGCUCUGA
This is a messenger RNA of Babesia ovata, 1002 nucleotides long. RefSeq lists its product as uncharacterized. Bases 1 to 1002 code for a protein of 333 amino acids. The transcript has a single exon. Lineage: Eukaryota; Apicomplexa; Aconoidasida; Piroplasmida; Babesiidae. The record is from RefSeq and is a predicted model, not a curated record.